Oncorhynchus kisutch (coho salmon) is the source of this 1441-nucleotide messenger RNA. It is a transcript of the gene mrps10, whose product is annotated as mitochondrial ribosomal protein S10. Gene Ontology annotation, cellular component: mitochondrial small ribosomal subunit; mitochondrion; ribosome. Bases 324 to 1016 code for a protein of 230 amino acids. The transcript is spliced from 7 exons. Gene Ontology annotation, molecular function: structural constituent of ribosome. The record is from RefSeq and is a predicted model, not a curated record. Gene Ontology annotation, biological process: translation. NCBI's taxonomy places the organism in Eukaryota, Metazoa, Chordata, Actinopteri, Salmoniformes, Salmonidae.
AUCACGUGACAUACAUGAUUUGGUCCACUACACCUCGUUUUCUGUAGAUAAAAACAGCUAAUUUUGGAGACACAAAGAUCUUCAAUCUACAUUUUCUGAAUUGCUUAAAUAUAUGGAACAACAUUUGAGAAAAAUACUUUUUAUUGGCAGACCAUAGCUAAUUGUUAUCUGUAUAUGUUAUAGCAUGCGGCAUGACUUAGUAAGAUACUAUUUUCUUUGCAAAAUAGCACAAAUGUAGGUUCUAGAAGAAAUUCGAUGGCUAAAUGUACCUAUAUAUACAAAAUAAAAAAUAAACGAUUAAACCUGUUAUUACUCCGAUACCGAUGGAGGCAGCAUUUCACCGCUUUCUUGGUCAGUCUGUCACUGAAGAAGAUAACUAUCCCGCCCCCACAAAAAUCAUGGCGGCCCCCAUGGUAGUCGGUCGAAAUAUUCGCACCUUCGGAAGGAUAUUCGUGGGAGUCUCACAAUCGUUUUUACAGGGAUCAAUAGGAUUGAACGCUUGCAGAUAUCAUGGGAGAUCUACAUUAUGUCGCCGUCUCCAGUUGCCUGCAACCUGCCUCCACACUGGAACCUUCUCUUCCUCUCUUCCCUCAUCUGUGAUUGUCACAGAGGAGCCGGACACACUGUACCAGAAGGUGUCUCUGCUGGUGAAGGGCCAUGACAAGGCAGUCCUGGACAGCUAUGAGUUCUUCGCCAUCCUGGCUGCCAAAGAGCUGGGAGUCACUCUGGGCAAAGUAUUUGAGCCUCCAAAGAACAUUGAGCGGCUGACACUUCUGAAAUCUGUCCACAUCUUCAAGAAACACAGGGUCCAGUACGAAAUGAGGACGCACUACCGCUGCAUAGAGCUCUCUCGUGUGACUGGAUCCACUGCACAGGUGUACCUGGAAUACAUACAGAGGAAUCUGCCAGAGGGUGUGGCCAUGGAGGUGACCAAGACCUCCAUGGAGAAGGUUCCAGAGCAUCUCCUGGAACCUAUGUGGAACGACCCGCCAACUGAAGAGAAGCCCAGCCAAUAAGAGCAGAGUCACAUACAUAAGCUGCUUAUCUCAGCACCCAAUCAAGAAGACAGAACCUCCAGCCCUGAGACCGGUCCAGAGAAUAUGCUUGUUGACAAGGGUCAGCCAGAGCAAGGCGCUGUAUAGAUGAUCUGAUCAACUACUAAACAAAUAGGUAUUGUAACUGUGCGGCCCCUAGCUCAGGCCAACCCUCAUGAACAAGCAGUGACUCAGUAUCUGUGCAUCAGGGCAUCCUCCACAAAAGCAAGAACUGAAACGGACUAUUUCAGUCCAGAGAGAUGGUCAGUAGUCAUCUGCUCUCUGAGUUAAGCUUAUGCUGCUCAUUUUAGUUGGCUUCCUUUUUCUUGUAAUGUCCAACUUUCUGUACUCCAAGACUACAAGAUGUAUGUUUUCUGUUUUGUUAUUAAACUAUUAAUUAUCAUGUC